GGAGCUGCGAGAUUUGAGGCGGCGCGGGACCUGUGAACAGAAUGUGUCCUCCCCCUCCUCACGACCCUGAGGCCACCAAGAUGAGUGCCGUGGCCCGGCCGGCGUGUGUGCCCACGUCGCGCUAGGGGGAGCCCGUGGGGACGCCAGGCGCCGGGCCCAUGGUGUGCUAGUCCCCAGGAGCCGCCGCCAGCCAGGCCUCCGCAGACCGGGAUCUGCCCGCAGCAGAGUAACCGUGGAGAGGCCAGGGUACCACAAACUUAUGGAUUUUGACAAGAAAGGAGGGAAAGGGGAGUCGGAGGAGGGCCGGAGAAUGUCCAAGGCCAGCGGCCGGACCAGCCACGGCGGCCGGAGUGCGGGGACCGGCUCAGGGGUCCUGAUGGUGGGCCCUAACUUCCGUGUCGGGAAGAAGAUAGGCUGUGGCAACUUCGGGGAGCUCCGGCUAGGAAAGAAUCUCUAUACAAAUGAAUACGUAGCUAUCAAAUUGGAGCCCAUCAAGUCCCGGGCGCCGCACCCAGGUAAACAUGGCCUCUGUGGGAGGCAGAUCACGCGCAUGGAGUACGUGCACACCAAGAGCCUCAUCUACCGAGACGUGAAGCCCGAGAACUUCCUGGUGGGGCGGCCGGGCACCAAGAGGCAGCACGCCAUCCACAUCAUCGACUUCGGCCUGGCCAAGGAGUACAUCGACCCCGAGACCAAGAAGCACAUCCCGUACCGGGAGCACAAGAGCCUGACGGGCACCGCCCGCUACAUGAGCAUCAACACGCACCUGGGCAAGGAGCAGAGCCGCCGUGACGACCUGGAGGCGCUGGGCCACAUGUUCAUGUACUUCCUGCGUGGCAGCCUGCCCUGGCAGGGCCUCAAGGCCGAUACCCUCAAGGAGCGCUACCAGAAGAUCGGGGACACCAAGCGGGCCACUCCCAUCGAGGUGCUGUGUGAGAGCUUCCCAGAGGAGAUGGCCACGUACCUGCGCUACGUGCGACGCCUGGACUUCUUCGAGAAGCCGGACUACGACUACCUGCGCAAGCUCUUCACCGACCUGUUUGACCGCAGCGGCUUCGUGUUCGACUACGAAUACGACUGGGCUGGGAAGCCCCUGCCGACGCCCAUCGGCACGGUCCACACCGACCUGCCUUCGCAGUCUCAGGCUCGAGAAAAAGCCCAGCUACAUAGCAAAAACCAGGCGCUAAACUCCACCAACGGGGAGCUGAAUGCAGACGACCCCACUGCCGGUCACUCCAACGCCCCCAUCACGGCGCCCACAGAGGUGGAGGUGGCGGAUGACACCAAGUGCUGCUGUUUCUUCAAGAGGAGAAAGAGGAAAUCGAUGCAGCGACACAAGUGAGCCGGACCGCGUGGUGCCCUGACCCUCUCGCUGCCCUUGGCGGGUGCGCGCAGGUGUGUGAGCCCGGCCGGCAGGCCGCAGCCGCUGCCCUCGCUGGACUGUGGCCACGUCUCCGCGCCUGUGUUUAGUGUCCCCUCCGAGAGCAUUAACUAUUUAAACAAGGACAGGACAGAGCGGCCGGCCCGCGCCCCCGCGAGGAGCACGCCGCGCCGCCAGCCGCCGCCGUUAGUGUCAUAAAGUCCAGCUUGUCUCCCUCAUCCAAAGGCCGUUUUCUGGAGGGGGCGCUGUGGGGGUUGCUGUGGGGUGAACCCACUCCUGGGCCUCCGACACCAGAGGAAGGCGGGUGCGGGUGGCCUCCAACCAAAAUGCUGCACCAAAGCUUGGGCGCGGCAGGCUCGUCCCCGUGAGCGGGGUGCUGCCGGCCGGGCGCCCCCACACUGCUGGCCGGGCCCGUGGCGCGGGCCGCUGCCGUCCACUCAGCGCCGCCCGCACAGCCGCAGGCGGCAAGCGCCUUAAGUCCCCGGCCCAGCCCCGGGCACAUGCCAGGCAGGGCAGCCCAGGGCGGCGCCCCGCCGGCCCGAGCCAGUGGCAGGGCGGCGGGGCGCCCAGGGGCGGCGGUCCGGGCGCGUGUGCUCGAAGUCUUGCUUUACACAGUGUACAGAAACGGCACUUCGGUUUCUUUGAUGCUUCCUGGAAGCCAUAGAAGUUAGGGGCUUUUUUAAAAAAUAAAGGAAAAUGA
Molecule: messenger RNA, 2081 nt
Organism: Condylura cristata (star-nosed mole)
Lineage: Eukaryota; Metazoa; Chordata; Mammalia; Eulipotyphla; Talpidae
Gene: CSNK1G2
Product: casein kinase 1, gamma 2
Exons: 10
Coding region: 260-1342 (360 amino acids)
Biological process (GO): signal transduction; peptidyl-serine phosphorylation; positive regulation of canonical Wnt signaling pathway
Cellular component (GO): plasma membrane; nucleus; cytoplasm
Molecular function (GO): protein serine/threonine kinase activity; ATP binding
Source: RefSeq, a predicted model, not a curated record